AUGAAUCCGCGUAAUGUGAAGAACAUCCCAUAUGAUGGAAACGGCGAGCGCGAGUGGAGUCACGAUUGUUCCGAAUGCUUUGACGAUUGUGGAACCUGCUGCUUGGGUUGGUGCUGCCCGUGCAUGGUCUACUCCCAGAUCCAGUCUCGCCUGCAGUACCUUGAAACACGCAACGCACCUCAUCCAGAAUCUGGGGAGUCAUGCAACGGCGAUUGCUUCGUGCAUGGCCUCCUUCAAUGCUGCUGCGGUCUUGGUUGGGUCCUCCAGAUCGGUCAAAGGACAGCGGUCCGCAACCGGUACCGCAUCGCAGGUGAUGGCUGCAGCGACUUCAUGAUGGCAUACUGCUGUACUCCGUGUGAGCUCACGCAGGUGUCUCGUGAAUUGGAACUUGAGGAGCGUGCACUUACAGGGGGUGCGGGCAUCCCAGCACCAAUGCCGACGAACACGGGCACUUACCCCGAAAAACGCUAA
Molecule: messenger RNA, 471 nt
Organism: Fomitiporia mediterranea MF3/22
Lineage: Eukaryota; Fungi; Basidiomycota; Agaricomycetes; Hymenochaetales; Hymenochaetaceae
Product: PLAC8-domain-containing protein
Exons: 2
Coding region: 1-471 (156 amino acids)
Source: RefSeq, a predicted model, not a curated record